GGCCAGCUGAAUGAAGCCGAGCGGCAUGCCUUGAUCGCCGGCGCUGCACGACUGCCGAACGACAUGGGGAACCAAGAUGGGAAGCUGAAGAGGAAUGCAGGUGAUGUGCAUGACGGAGGCGAGGAUGCUUCUGGGCCCAGGGAUGCAGAAGGCACAAAGAAGGGAGCAGGGAGCAAGAAGGGGCUGGGGAAGCACGGCAGAGGGAGUGAAUCUGUCAAAAAGAAGGGCAAGUCGGAGUCCCGAGCAUCUGUGUUUUCCAACCUAAGGAUCAGAAAAAACCUCUCCAAGGCAAAGGAUGGAAACAGCAGCUCGAGGGAGGAUGUUUUAGACAGCCAGGCCUCGCAAACCGGGGAGCUAGACAGCACUCAUUCAAUUCUCACCAAAACUCCCGAUAUAAGCAUUUCUGCAGAUGAAGGAGGUCUUUCAGACACAGAUGUGGAGCAUUUUGAAAACACAAAUGCAACUCGCCCAGCUGCUGCUGAGCCGCAGGAUGGACAAAGGACCAGCUCCGGCUCGGAUACGGAUAUAUACAGUUUCCAUUCAGCCACCGAACAAGAGGAUUUGCUUUCUGAUAUCCAGCAGGCUAUUAGACUGCAAUUGCAGCAGCAGCAGCAGGGGGCAAUUAACGUUGGAACUGAGCAGCAUGGCACCAAAACAAUGGCCCUACACAUGGCCAGUGCUCAGGCAGCCCCCUUAGACUUUGAAAGGUUCCUUUCAGUGAGCAGCGACAAAGACAGCAGUCCAGAUACGGAACUGCCGGUCUCGGCGAAAUCGGAAAUCGCCGACUAUGUCCCUGCCUGUGAGACUGAAAGCGAAGUGCGAGAGCUGGCAAGGGGAGUGGGGUAUCCCUGCAGCAGUGUGUUUGAUAUGCGAGAAGAGCACGGGCGACUGCGGGAGGAGGAGAGGCAAGCCGCCGGGGAGCUAAAAGACGUAUUCACCUCGGAUGCUGCAGUGACAAAAAAUGGAACUCUGCUGGGCAGUUCUGUGUUUAAUUUUCCAUCCCCAGCUGGAGAGUCAGAGACGGACGUGAUUUCUGGAGCAGCGGCAGGUUCAGAGGGAGAGGAGGAUGUUGCAGAUGCAGGCCCUGAUCAGGUGGAGAGAGCCAAAGAGAGGACGUGGGGCAUGGCAGCCAGCAAAGGGCCAUCCGAGAAUGGCUCCUCUGCCGAAAUGAAAAAUGGUACCCUUUCCUCAGAGGAUGUCUCGAGCAGUCCUGUGCACAGUUCCAAAUGUUUUAAGCCCUACCCUCUCAUCAACACCUGCUACAUCAAAACCACCACUAGGCAGCUGAGUUCUCCCAACCACUCACCUUCUCUGUCCCCCUCUGAGAGCCCACUCUUCAAACGGAGACGCGAGUCCUCCUGGAGGAAGGAGAGCACACCCAAGAAGCAGAGGUCGGCCAGUUUGGCUGGUUCGUAUAGCCGAUCGGCAGACUGGACGGAGGAGGUCUCAGUUCACAGAGGCGAAAUAGCUCAGAAGUCAGGCUCUGCAGACUUCUUGGAGUACAGGCGGAGCAAAGAUGGUUUUGAAGGUGAACGAGUGCCUUUGCAUCACUUGCAAAAGUCCUCAGGGAUGUCAGCUUCGACUGAUGCCUUCCCCAAUGUGUUUAGAGGUCGAACUCUGCUGGAAAAGCUGUCCAGCCAGCAGGAGAAUGCGCCACAAGAAGAAGCCGAGAAGCUUUGUUCUUGGAUCAUUGCUAUGGGACUCUUGCUCCCCUUCAGCGAUUGCUUCAGAGAGCCAUGUAGCCAGGGGACGCAGCAGAGCACACCAACUUUUGAUCAAGACCAGCUUUAUACCUGGGCUGCUGUCAACCAACCCACACAUUCCUCUGAUUAUGUUGAAGGAAGAUUUCCAAGGAGAAUUCCAUCGGUGUGGCCACCACCAAAACCUCCAGAUGAAGAGCAGAGAGUGAAACAUGCCGAAAAAGAAUGGGAAACUGCUGUUGCUAAAACAGAGAGAGAACGUGUAGAAGACAUCCAGCAAGUACAGGAUGAUACUGCAAUUAAAUCAGAAGAGCAAGCAAGUGAAAUUCAGCGCCUUGAGCAGACUAUACAAGAUCUGAAAACAAAAAUUGUGGAGUUAGAGAAACAAUUUCCGGGAGCAGAUGCACUGGUUUCCACUAGAAAUCAAUGGAAUGAGAGCAGGCAGCCGACGUGUGAAAGGCUUCAUAAUGCGGCUGUUCAAGAACAUGAGCCACACGCCCUGCCUAAAACCAUAACUGCAAAAUCUGUGCAGACUUCGCCUGUAGACGAUUGUUUAACACACACAAUGCCUUCAGCCAACACACUGCCACAAGCACCUCCCCACUUGAAAGGGGACCCAAGUCAAGGGCCAACUCAGCCGUUGCCAACACUUGAGCCACAGCCAACCUUUUGCUCGGAAAUAUCUUUAGUUCUGUCACCAAAACGGAUUUCAGUGCAGUUGGAUGCUGCCCAAGAAAAGCUCAUGCUGUCACAGACCUCGGGACCUGAUCCAAAUUUGUCAUCGUCUUUGUUUCAGGAGGAAUCGAUGUCCUUGGCUCCCCACCCAGAUCUAAGUACUGAGACUAGGGAUGGCACGGAACACUCCCCUUUGUCCCCCUGCCCUCCGUCUGGUCCCCCCGCUGGACGGCCUGGCACAGGACUGGCCGCUCCCCUGCCUGGAGCAGGAGAGCCCUGUUCAACGCCGCCCUGGUCCGAUUCAGGAGUGCCGCCUCCACCUCCCCUCUGUGCCUCAGGGUAUCCCCCGCCGUGGCCUGGUGCAGGGCCGUCUGCUCCCCUGCCAUUGCCUUCUGAAAGCAUUCCUUCCCCGCCACCUCUUCCUGGGAUGGACAGGCUGCCCCCUGCCCCUCCCGCCCCUCCUUUGCCGGGAGCUGGAAUGCCGUAUGACAUCCCAUCGCCACCACCUCUUCCUGGGAUGGGAGUGCCGCCGCCCCCGCCUUUGCCAGAGGCAGCUAUUCCUCCUGCACCGCCUCUGCCUGGCAUGGGAAUCCCGCCCCCUCCCCCGCCUCUUCCUGGAAAAGCAGCGCCACCAACCCCUCCACCUCUGCCAGGCACGGGGAUGCCGCUACCCCCACCCCCACCCCCUCUGCCCCCAGGAGCAGCUAUUCCAGCUCCACAUCUUUUCCCAGGCAUGGCAGCACCUCCCCCUCCUCCCCCUCUGCCAGGCAUGGGAGUCCCACUGCCUCCACCUUUGCUGGGUGUAGGGGCGUCUUCCUCUCCACCAUCUCUACCAGGUGUAGCAGUACCACCCCCUGCACCACCUCUGCCAGGUAUGGGGGUACCACCCCCUCCCCCACCUUUGCCUGGUGCAGGAGCCCCCCCCCCCCCGCCUCUGCCAGGCAUGGGGGUACCACCCCCUCCCCCGCCUUUGCCAGGCAUGGGGGUACCACCCCCUCCCCCGCCUUUGCCUGGUGCAGGAGCUCCCCCUCCUCCCCCACCUUUGCCUGGUAUGGGUGUGCCAGCCCCUCUGCCUGUUAGCCUUCCCCAAGUUUCUGGGUUUCUUCCCCCACCCUUGCCAGCUGGUUUAUUUGUAAUAGGGAUAAACCAGGACAAAGGUAGCAGGAAACAUGCAAUAGAACCUUCUCGACCAAUGAAGCCUCUUUAUUGGACAAGAAUUCAGCUUCAUAAUAAAAGAGAUUCUAGUGCUUCACUUGUGUGGGAAAAAAUUGAAGAGCCUUCCAUAGAUUAUCAUGAAUUUGAAGAACUGUUUUCUAAAACAGCUGUUAAAGAAAGGAAGAAACCCAUUUCGGACACCAUCACAAAGACAAAGAACAAGCAAGUUGUCAAGCUAUUGAGCAACAAAAGAUCACAAGCAGUCGGGAUAUUAAUGUCCAGUCUUCAUUUAGAUAUGAAAGACAUACAGCAUGCUGUUGUGAACUUGGACAACUCUGUGGUUGACUUAGAGACUCUUCAAGCCCUUUAUGAGAAUAGAGCACAAUCGGAUGAACUGGAAAAGAUAGAAAAACAUGGCAAGUCAAGCAAAGAAAAAGAGAAUGCCAAGUCUUUAGACAAACCCGAACAGUUUCUUUAUGAGCUGUCCCUGAUUCCCAACUUCUCCGAGAGAGUCUUUUGUAUCCUGUUCCAAUCAACAUUUUCUGAAAGCAUUUCCUCUAUCCAUAGCAAACUUGAAUUGUUGCAGAAACUGUGUGAGACAUUGAAAAGUGGCUCCGGAGUUAUGCGGGUUUUAGGAUUGGUCCUUGCUUUCGGCAAUUACAUGAAUGGAGGAAACAGGACGAGAGGGCAGGCAGAUGGCUUUGGGCUGGACAUACUUCCCAAAUUGAAAGACGUCAAGAGUAGUGACAACAGCAGAAGUCUUCUGUCAUACAUUGUCUCGUAUUAUUUGCGCAAUUUUGAUGAGGAUGCUGGAAAAGAGCAGUGUAUCUUCCCUCUCCCAGAGCCACAAGACCUUUUUCAGGCUUCUCAGUUAAAAUUUGAAGAGUUCCAUAAGGAUCUUCGCAAACUUAAAAAAGACUUACGGGCAUGCGAGACAGAAGCAGGAAAAGUUUGCCAGUUUUCAUUAGAAGAACACAUCCAGCCUUUUAAAGACAACAUGGAGAAAUUCAUCAGUCAAGCUAAAAUUGACCAUGAGUUGGAAGAAAUAUCCCUGGCAGAGACACAUAAAAGCUUUUUGGAGACUGCUGCAUAUUUCUGUAUGAAACCAAAAAUGGGUGAGAAGGAGGUGUCCCUAAAUGCUUUUUUCAGUAUUUGGCAUGAAUUCAGUUCUGAUUUUAAAGAGUUCUGGAAGAAGGAAAAUAAGCUUAUUUUGCAAGAAAGACUUAAAGAGGCUGAAGAAGUAUGUAGACAGAAAAAAGGAAAAUCACUUUACAAUAUAAAACAAAAGCACGAUUCUGGAAUUAAAGCAAAGAUAAGUAUGAAAAUAUGAAAGAAGAAAGGCACAUGUUAUUGUCCACCCAUUCCAUAAACUCAGUAUGUCUGUGGGGGAAAUAAGGAAACUACAUCAAUAAGCCAUUAUGUCUUCUAGACCUUCUGCAUUUGUUUUCUGUUUCCACUGCAUUCAUUGAUCAACAGAUUUGCUAUAUAGUGUGCCCAGUAACCAAAAUUAUGCAUCUGAGGCAUGCCUCUUUCAUGCAUCCCAGAUUGUCUUUUCUGUCAAAGCAUCAUUUGUAAUGUAAAUGGAGGAAUAGUAAGAAUAACUCACUCAGCCCAUGUAAGAGUAGCUCAGUCUGUCUUGCACAUACUGAAAACUGUAUAACCAUCUAGCUCCAUAGAAUCGUUACAUUUCCAUUCUUGCUGGCAACGUCGUUUCAGAGCAAAUACACUGCAACAUUGCAUUUAGGAUAGAGGGAAGAAUGUUAUUUCUGAAGAAUCCUUUGUGUCCAUUUGUAGAUUGUAUUUUUGAAUUGGUAAAGUGCUCCUUUUACACUGUUCUCCAAACUUACUUCAUUGCCCAUUGACUCAAUGUUUCUGAUAGAAGUUGAUCAACAGAAUUAUCUGUAUACUUGAUCAGGCGGAGCAUAUUUUAUGUUCUGCCAGAUAUUAAGGGAUGGAGCAAAACAAAGGACAGAUACCUAGCGGCACAGUCUUCUGUGGCUGCCCAUCGCCUUCCAGACUUGGAAAGUUGCAGGAAUCCAUUGGAGUACAGGAAGAGCACUGGGGUGAGCAUUGCCUUGGCACCCCUGCUGCUCUCAGAAGUAUUUGGGGGCUGUCUCAAUGUGUCCCCCCUCUUUGUGAGGAAGAGGGGCUGAAGCAAUGCCUGAAUCUGGCAGAGGCCGGUGCUGCCUCACCCCUCCUCUCCCUGGCCCCUGGAAAGCCUCCUCUGCACCCAUCCCAAUGGGAGUAUUUCAUCUCCAGGGCUUGGCUGGUGUGACUGAGAGGGCAAAAGGGGAACCCUCCAAAGGUGGGCUUCCUGCCACAACCUCUGAAGGCUUUUCCUAAGUUGUAGUGGUGACUCUGCCUUUUCCAAGAGCCAGACAGACAGCGCCUGCUGGUCGCAGGAUUGUGCCUGAAGUGUAGCAAAGUUUAGGACUGACUUGGAGAAUUACUGCAUAUAGGUUGUUGGGUUUUCCCCCCAAAACUGAUGUGUUUCCAGCAUAACAAGCAGCUUACAGUAGACUUUCUACCAGUCUGUAGAACUAAAGGUGUUCUCUUAUAGUGCCAUUCUAGAUCAUGAAGGAUGGUAUUAUGAGCCUUAGUUUUCUGGUAACGAAAUAACACUACUGAUUUUGCCAACUUUACAUUUUAUGUGCACCCACUCUGUAAACGACAUACCAGCUGUCACUGUUUAGCACCUGCUCAGUCUCAGCAACCAGAGCCACCUGAAUGAAUAGUCCAAACUAAUUUACAGCGCCUCCUCCGCACAGCAGAACAUUUGCUUUUUGAAAAUUCUUGGAAAGAGCCAAAACAUAUGGUGUAUAUGUCCAAAAGCCCCUAAGGAUGGAAGGUGCUGGGGUAACACUGAGUUCUAGUCUGCUGAAAUUAAUUUUUCUCUGAGUAGCCCAGUACAUGAUACCUGGUUGUCCAGAAUUUAAUAUGUGGUUCCAGGAAUCACAAGGGCUGCAUAAAUGAUGACCUCAGGAAUUGACUUUUUAAAAUGCCAAGCACUAAAAAUAUAUUUUUCAUUCACCAGGGAAAUUGUUUCCUGUUAUGUGAUCAGCCUGAAAUUCUGUUGUUUCAGGAUAGUUCCUGAUAGUCCCUUUGUAUGUUUUCCCAGAACUACAUUAUAAAAUCCUGUGUGUCAGGAAUAAAGUUAUUUCUUGGGAAAGGGAAAAGAGAAGAUUGUUACAAGAGACCUAUCAAAAGCAAAUAAAGAAGUAAAAGAUAUUUUUAAUAGCACUGAUAAAAACUCAUGUUUGUAUUUAUGUAAGCUGUAGUCUUUUGCUGUUUCACUUUUUUUCAUUUAAAUGCAUUUAAAAACAUGGUAGCAUGUUUUGUAGAGUUCCUUUUCCCUUCAGUAUCUACAGUAUGUAUAUUGCCAUACUAAAUCAAAUAAUAGUACAUUUAACAAAGAUCGCUAUGUGCAAUACUGUAUCUAGUGUUUCUAUUCCAAUUUUUUUUAGAAUGUUAAUUUAUAUGAAAAAUAAAACAAAUAACAA
Messenger RNA from Varanus komodoensis (Komodo dragon), 7030 nucleotides. It is a transcript of the gene FMN2, whose product is annotated as formin 2. The transcript is spliced from 19 exons. Lineage: Eukaryota; Metazoa; Chordata; Lepidosauria; Squamata; Varanidae. The record is from RefSeq and is a predicted model, not a curated record. Gene Ontology annotation, biological process: intracellular transport. Gene Ontology annotation, cellular component: endoplasmic reticulum membrane; cytoplasm; nucleus. The coding region runs from base 64 to 4860 and encodes 1598 amino acids.